Molecule: messenger RNA, 1970 nt
Organism: Callithrix jacchus (white-tufted-ear marmoset)
Lineage: Eukaryota; Metazoa; Chordata; Mammalia; Primates; Cebidae
Source: RefSeq, a predicted model, not a curated record
AUCUGGUCUCUGAGAUUAUUGGUCAGUAGAAUGUGGUGCAGGUGAUGCUGUGCCAGUUUUUGAGUCCAGGCCCUAAGAAACUGAUAGCUGCCACUUUCUUCGGAUCAGUUGCUCUUAGAACCCAGCUGAGGUCCCAGCCAAUAGCCAUCAUCAACUAGCAGAUAUGUCAGAUGACUACAGGCCCAGCUACCUAUGACUGCAAUUGCAUGAGAGGCUCCAAAUAAGAACUGCCCCCAUUCGAUUUUGUGAAGAGACGAACACUGAGCGGUUGUGUCCACGUUGCCGACCUCCAGCAGCAGUCGGCUUCUGCACGUAGAACCCAGGAGUAGGAGACUCAGAAUCGAGUCUCUUCUCCCUCCUCCCUCCUGUGAGAUUUUUUUGAUCUUCAGCUACAUUUUCGGCUUUGUGACAAACCUGAUCAUCAAACACAAUGGCCAGUAACGUUACCAACAAGACAGAUCCUCGCUCCAUGAACUCCUGUGUGUUCAUUGGGAAUCUCAACACUCUCAUGGUCAAGAAAUCUGAUGUGGAGGCAAUCUUUUCGAAGUAUGGCAAAAUUGUGGGCUGCUCUGUUCAUAAGGGCUUUGCCUUCGUUCAAUAUGUUAAUGAGAGAAAUGCCCGGGCUGCUGUAGCAGGAGAGGAUGGCAGAAUGAUUGCUGGCCAGGUUUUAGAUAUUAACCUGGCUGCAGAGCCAAAAGUGAACCGAGGAAAAGCAGGUGUGAAACGAUCUGCAGCGGAGAUGUACGGCUCCUCUUUUGGCUUGGACUAUGACUUUCAACGGGAUUAUUAUGAUAGGAUGUACAGCUACCCAGCACGUGUACCUCCUCCUCCUCCUAUUGCUUGGGCUGUAGUGCCCUCGAAACGUCAGCGUGUAUCAGGAAACACCUCACGAAGGGGCAAAAGUGGCUUCAAUUAUAAGAGUGGACAGCGGGGAUCUUCCAAGUCUGGAAAAUUGAAAGGAGAUGACCUUCAGGCCAUUAAGAAGGAACUGACCCAGAUAAAACAAAAAGUGGAUUAUCUCCUGGAAAACCUGGAAAAAUUUGAAAAGGAACAGAGCAAACAAGCAGUAGAGAUGAAGAAUGAUAACUCAGAAGAGGAGCAGAGCAGCAGCUCCAUGAAGAAAGAAGAGACUAAUGUGAAGAUGGAGUCUGAGGGGGGUGCAGAUGACUCUGCUGACGGGGGGGACCUACUGGAUGAUGAUGAUAAUGAAGAUCGGGGAGAUGACCAGCUGGAGUUGAUCAAGGAUGAUGAAAAAGAGGCUGAGGAAGGAGAGGAUGACAGAGACAGCGCCAAUGGCGAGGAGGACUCUUAAGCACAUAGUGGGGUUUAGAAAUCUUAUCCCAUUAUUUCUUUACCUAGGCGCUUGUCUAAGAUCAAAUUUUUCACCAGAUCCUCUCCCCUAGUAUCUUCAGCACAUGCGCACUGUUCUCCCCAUCCUUGUCCUUCCCAUGUUCGUUAAUUCAUAUUUCCCUGCACCUAGUCCCGUUUUCACUUCCUUUUUGAUGCUCCUAGUAGUUUUGUUAAGUCUUACCCUGUAAUUUUUGCUUUUAAUUUUGAUACCUCUUUAUGACUUAACAAUAAAAAGGAUGUAUGGUUUUUAUCAACUCUCUCCAAAAUAAUCUCUUGUUAUGAAGGGAGUACAGUUCUUUUCAUUCAUACAUAUGUUCAGUAGUUGCUUCCCUAACUGCAAAGGCAAUCUCAUUUAGUUGAGUAGCUCCUGAAAGCAGCUUUGAGUUAGAAGUAUGUGUGUUACACCCCAACAUUAGUGUGCUCCGUGGGGCAGUUCAACACAAAUGUAACGAUGUAUUUUUGUGAAUGAGAGUUGGCAUGUCAAAUGCAUCCUCUAGAAAAAUAGUGUUAUAGUCUUAAGAUUUGUUUUCUAAAGUUGAUACUGUGGGUUAUUUUUGUGAACAGCCUGAUGUUUGGGACCUUUUUUCUUCAAAAUAAACAAGUCCUUAUUAAACCAGGAA